This is a messenger RNA of Diprion similis, 3086 nucleotides long. Its product is annotated as serine/threonine-protein kinase dyf-5. The record is from RefSeq and is a predicted model, not a curated record. Gene Ontology annotation, molecular function: ATP binding; protein serine/threonine kinase activity. The coding region runs from base 356 to 2164 and encodes 602 amino acids. Lineage: Eukaryota; Metazoa; Arthropoda; Insecta; Hymenoptera; Diprionidae. Gene Ontology annotation, biological process: intraciliary transport; protein phosphorylation; cilium assembly. The transcript is spliced from 11 exons. Gene Ontology annotation, cellular component: nucleus; cilium; cytoplasm.
AUGUGUAUGUAGUGUUACCUGUAUAUACGACCGUAGCCAUGACAACGUAGUAAAUGUAGUACAAAGUUGGGUCAGAUACCUACCCACCACCCAGUUUAUGAGAAUAUAUUCGUGUCGAGGUGAAAUUAUUAUGAAAUAUUAAAUGUCGACUCGAAGGGGGUUGUAUGUUUCUCUCUGCUGGACGUUAUUGAAUUGCGUUCUCUGCGAUUGACUGUCACGUUAUGGCUUCAAUGGAGAAUCACUGUUGUAACGACGGCCUCCCAUAAUUCUAUCAGAAAAUUCAACGUCUGCAUCGCUAUCUCGAUCGGCUGGUACAUCUCCUGAUUAUAAUAUCGUCCAAAUCCUUCGGGCGCAAAUGAAGAUGAAUCGGUACAUUACGUUACAUCAGUUAGGAGAUGGAACGUAUGGAUCCGUUGUACUUGGUCAGAGAAUUGAUACGGGUGAGAAGGUCGCAAUAAAAAGGAUGAAAAGAAAGUAUUAUUCUUGGGAAGAAGCUAUGAAUCUACGGGAAGUCAAGUCGCUGAAAAAACUCAGUCAUGCAAACGUAGUUAAACUGAAGGAAGUGAUAAGAGAGAACGAUGUUUUGUAUUUUGUGUUUGAAUACAUGAAGGAGAAUCUGUAUCAAUUAAUGAAAGAUAGGGAGAAACUUUUUCCUGAACCUGUGAUCAGAAACAUGGUAUAUCAGGUAUUGCAGGGUUUGGCUUUUAUGCACAAACACGGCUUCUUUCAUCGCGACAUGAAACCUGAAAAUCUGCUCUGCAUGGGGCCAGAACUGAUAAAAAUUGCGGACUUUGGUUUGGCGAGAGAAAUUAGAUCAAGACCGCCUUAUACAGAUUACGUUUCUACCAGAUGGUAUAGAGCGCCAGAAGUUCUGUUGCACUCUACUAAUUAUAAUAGCCCCAUAGAUAUUUGGGCCGUCGGUUGUAUAAUGGCUGAACUGUACACGUUCAGGCCAUUAUUCCCUGGUAAUAGUGAGAUUGAUGAGAUAUUUAAAAUCUGUUCUGUCAUUGGCACACCAAACAAGGAUGAUUGGCCUGAAGGUUACCAGCUGGCUGCUGCCAUGAAUUUCAAAUUUCCAAACUUUAGUCCUACCCCAUUAAGCAAGUUGAUACCAAACGCCAGUCAGGAAUCUGUCACACUUAUGGAAGACAUGAUGAGGUGGAAUCCGAUUCAAAGACCAACUGCGCAGCAAUCUUUGAGGUAUCGUUACUUCCAAGUCGGCGGACCACGACAAGUCAGCAGUAAAAAAAUGGCCGUAGGAUCACAACGUGAACUUGUUAUGAACAAGGUGAAUCUGCCCGCCUCAAUAAUCACUUCAAACGGAACUUACAAUCAACCGGAUAUGAUCAGUACUGUUGUUCAGACUAGGUUGCAGGAAAAAGUACAGGUUCAGCAACCUGUAAUGCCGUUAUACACUCGCAAUAACAAUACCAAUAACAACAUUAAUAAUAGUACUAACAAUUCCAAUCGGAAACAAGAAAAAAAUAUGGUAAUAUGGGACGAUGACGAGUUUGCUGAACUUUUAGGUGGAAAAAUUCUACCGGAUAACAUGAACGCUAAGCUGCUACCGGAUCGAGUCUACAAGGAGAAUCGAACUAAUUGGAAUUCCACCUAUUCGAACAAUGUUCAAGAAAACGUUAAACAGACAAAUGCCAGGUGGACUCAGCCAGCAUGGACCGAGUCAUUGCCUGCCCAGAAUUGGACUCGCGUUCAACCGAACCUUAAGAACUCUUCAAGAAAGGUCUCGGCGAAGCAACACUACCUUGGCGUAGCUCGGUACAUCGCAGGACAGAGCACUGCCCUGCCAUCCAGAAAUGGAGAUGCGGAUGUUAACCGAGCAAGAAUUACACUGAACGGGUCAGUUCCUCCUCCUGUUCCUAAUCCUACGGAAAAUAUCGAGGAGAAAAUUGACUCGAUAUGGGGAUCUCAGGAAAAUAUUGACACUCAGGCGAAACAACAUUACUUGGCGAGAAGUCGAUAUGUCGCUGGCCAAAGUACCCGAAUGCCAUACCCAAGCGUUUAUGGUACGUCGCAAAUUGGUGGUACAGUCAUACCAACUAACAAACCGUCGCCUCUUCAGGCGAAUCUGUUCGGAAGCGUUUUGAACGCGAGAUCUAGCGGAGUUCAUGGGAGAACAGACUGGGCUGCAAAAUACUUGAACUAACGAGGGUCAGAAGAAUAAAACAAUAGAGAAUAGGGUAGACAAUAGAAUAUAGGCUAGUCUAUAGGAUAGAAGAAUAUAGAUUAGAUUAGCUAUGUAUGUAACCAACUGUGAUAGGAUGUGUUUUUCGUUCAUUUUCAUUCCUUUGCUAUUUUAUCUUCGUCAAGUUCUUACUUUUCAUGAAACUAGUAACUGUACAUUUAUGGUAUGUAUCAUUUAUUAGUUAUGCGUAUGGUAGAUGCGUGUCUGUGCGUGCAAGCGUAAUUUCUCCUAUAUCAAUGAUUUCUAUCGACAGGAAAUCGUGCUAGUCAGUGAAAUUUUUUUUUCGUUAAUCCAAAACGACUGUAACUGGUUGUCUGUCUAUACGAAGAGUAUAUAAUCAAAUUUAGUACGUACAAUUUUAGAUCGAUAUAUAUAUAUUCGAGUAGCCACAAGUAAGAUGAUCGCACGAACGCGACAUAUUGACACUGGGAGAAAAUUUAAUAUAUUUUUGGGAGAACAUUAUCGAACUUCGUCUUUCAGACGGUUAUUAUACGCUCCAAACGUUAUAACUAUACUUAGAUCCGUCCAAAUUUUCAUGUUAAAAAUUUCAUAACAAAAAGUUGCCGCUGUGAGAAAUGCUGAAGUUUUAUCACGCUCAAAUUUUAACAACAUGAGCUUGAUUUUUUUUUAUAAUAGGUGCAACUGAAUUAACAUGUUCCCAAAUAAAACCGCGAUUAAUUGUAUUCAGAUAUCUUCACAUUUUAUUCGUUUAAUAUUCCACAAAUUUUUCAUUCAAAAUAUGGAAGGUAUUAGUUACGAAUGAGGUAAAUAUCAAAGAAUCGAAGGGCGGCUGCUACAAACAUUAACUAAUGAAAUCUAUCGUACAUUUGUGUAUACACGAUAAAAUAUAAUAUUAAGUAUUAAAUUUUUCACUUCCCGCGUC